AUAUUUUCAAAUUUUAAGAAACACAGGAUAUUUCAGAUGUGGACCUAAAUUCCCAAAAAUUUUGGGGAAAAAAAAAAAAAGAAAAAGAAAAAUUCCAAAAAUAUUUUGAGGCCACGUCACACCUGAGCAUCCACCUUUGCUGUAUGGUCCCUGGUUAGUAAAUAGGGAACAGUAAGUGGAAAUAAGUUACAACCCUAUUCGUUCGUAUUCGUCGCACCCCCCAAACUUUAAUCCUUAAUCAUUUCCCUUUGCAUUCCCAUCUCUUUCUCAUGGGCUACACCACCAUUUUCAUUUCCUGUACAAACUCCAUCCACUCCUGACCCGACCCGUCAUGGACUUAAACGGCACGGCCCGGACUCGCUACAAGAAACCCUCUUCAACCCAGCGUUUCCUCGGCUCCUUCCCCUGCGCCUCCCCAGACAAGGCCACCGCCUCCACCACCAGCUCCUCCGCCCCCGCCGACGAGCUCAACGAGGACGAUGUCUUUUGGUCCGCUGACUUCUCAGCCGUUGAACCCAACCACCACCACAAUCCCAACCCCACUUCCACGUCUCCCUCCUCUACUCCUCGCCACCUCCACCAUAACCGUCAUAGCCACACCACCCUCAAUCACCACCACCUUCAUAAGGGCUUCGCUCAGCCGGAGAGCUUCGGAAUCCUCGCCGCCUUGCCGGAGAAUGAAACCUCCUCGCCGAAUCUCCGGAACAGUUCGCACUUCUACCACAAGGCUUCGGUCUCGUCGUCGUCUUCAUCGUCGUCUUCAUCGUCUCGGAUGAUUCCGGUGAUCCCGAAACCUCCUCAGGAGCGCAUAAAUCCUGCGCCUUCGUCUUCGGUGAAGUACCACCAGUCGGCGCCUCUGAACAUCCCGGUUCUGUCCCAGGCAAUAAGAAGACACCGCGACUUCUUUGUGGAGGAGAAGGACGAGGAGGACGGCGAGGCGGAGAUGUUGCCGCCUCACGAGAUUGUAGCGAGAGGGUCGGCCGCAGCGCAGUCGCCGAUGCUCGCCUGUUCAGUUCUGGAAGGCGUCGGCAGGACUUUGAAGGGCAGGGAUCUCCGCCAGGUCCGGAAUGCCGUCUGGCGCCAAACAGGUUUUCUUGAUUGAUUGAUUGAUUGUUUGUUUGUUUGUUUGAUUCAUUGAUGCAAGCCAUCUCUUUCACUUUUAUUCCUUCCUUCCUUUUCUUUCUUUCUUGGAAUCCCAAACCCAAAAAAGGAAAGAAAAAAAAAAAUUGUUCUUUCUUUUCCUUUCUUUCUUUCUUUCUAAUAUAUAUUUCUAUCUAUCUCUGAAACUAUUUAGUGUUCGAUUCUAUUAUUAACUUUAUUUUUAGGGUAUAAAAAUUAUUCGCAAUGAUGAAUCUCAUUUUAUUUUCUCUCGCUACGCUAGUCUGUUUAUGAGCCAGAUGAUUUGUAGUAAAAAUGAAUCGAAUUACGAAUUUAGCGCUUCCCAUUAGUUGGGAACUUGGGUUGAGAAAAAGGUAUAGGAUUGCUCAACUUGUGUGAGCUUAACAUUGAGCCCUUCUUGUCAUUUUCUUGUAUAAUUUUAAUACUUCCAAGCAAAUAAUACGACUUUUUUUUUUUCUUUUGUUUUUUGAAAUCAUACAGUUUUAAAUAAACACUGAAACUGCUGUACUUUUUUUUUUUUUCCUUUUUUUUUUAAUUUGAAGAAAAAGAAGGAAAGUCAUUUGAUGCCUCUAGUAACUUUGAAAACCAAACACCUGACAACAUUGUUUGUGAUGGAUUGAUUCCUUGGGAGUAUUUGUUAUUCCUGCAUUUUAGAAUCUUACACUUUGAUCUUAGAUCAGUUUUUGAAGUACCAUUAUCAUGAUAUAAUCGUCUUAUUUAAUUGCCAUAAUCAUAAGAAGUGGGCAUUCAAUCUAAAAGCUUCAGAUUUAGUAGGGAAAUGUUGUCUGUUUUCCGAUGAAGUGAUGAGGACAUUCAGGCAAGUGACACUUUAAUCUUUAAUAUGCAUGAAUGCCUUAACUUAAAUGGUUCUCUUCAUCAAUAAUGACCAUACAGAUAGUUCAUAUUGGUUUUUGACAACAGUAAUUCAUUUACCAUUUACCAUCCUAUCAUUUAAGUUACAAGAAAGACUGACCAUUUAAUGUCGAGCUGUUCAUUUUUUUAUCUCUUGCUGAUUAAUUUCUAGAUCAUAGGAUGAUUUUAACAACUAAGGGCUUCCUCCAACUAGAGCCGGAUCCUGGCAUCAAAUCUGCAUUUACUAAAAUCUAGGGGUUGAAUAUGGGGGAUUUCUGGAUUAAAUUAGUGGUGACUGGAUGGUAUCUUUUUUUCAACUACUUGGUGCUUGUUUCUGGUUUGGAACUCAUAUCCUGAUUUUCUGGACUAGAAUGACCACAUUAGAUACUAUUCAAGUGUACCAUGAAUCAAAUGGAAAGUUAUAUGCGGUUUUCUAAGGAAAUGCAAUGAUUUGAGUUCAGCUUUUAUAGGGUAAAGAGGUUCUGAGAGGGGUAGAAUUAUUUCAACUUUCAUUUUUUUAAGGUCUUCUUUCAUUCUGUAUCCACAUGAAGCAAACGAGUAAACCAAUGUGUUUGCACUACAUCAUUUUGUAUUUUGCUUUAGGUGGAUGCGUAGUUUUAUUCAUGCUCUCCCAAGUUGAUUCCAGCAUAUUAACAAACUUUUCAUGUCUCAUUCUAAAAGUUGAUGCAGGAAAAGCCUAUAAAUUAUAAUGGCUAUGUUUUACUGCUUUAAAUCUUAUAAUAUGCUUGAAAAAAAGGAUCAUUACAGACAGAACUUUCUCAUGUUAGUUAUGGUUUGUUUUGGAGAUGAUGAUGAGGUAGCUUUGCAGCGUGAUCCAUGUUGGUCAACCCGAAGUAUAGCAUUAUCUCUGUGUGUGGGAUUGUAGUUCUUUUCUUAGCUCUAUGCAGCUGUCAGGUGGGUUCUCUAUAAUACAUCCAAGUAUAGGUUGUGAUCGAAUGAAGUUGAUCAACUUACAUGCAACGUGGCCUCCAAAUAUGUAGAUUGAAUGUUUCGAAAAGCGAUAUAAUUGGUUAGGUAAUGCAUAUCACUGUCAAUUCAAGUUUAUGAUAUGCUAAAGCAAGAUUCACGUUUUAA
Molecule: messenger RNA, 3066 nt
Organism: Ziziphus jujuba (common jujube)
Lineage: Eukaryota; Viridiplantae; Streptophyta; Magnoliopsida; Rosales; Rhamnaceae
Product: protein S40-7
Exons: 1
Coding region: 332-1102 (256 amino acids)
Source: RefSeq, a predicted model, not a curated record